Pollicipes pollicipes is the source of this 1036-nucleotide messenger RNA. Its product is annotated as ankyrin repeat and LEM domain-containing protein 2. The record is from RefSeq and is a predicted model, not a curated record. The coding region runs from base 101 to 1036 and encodes 311 amino acids. Lineage: Eukaryota; Metazoa; Arthropoda; Thecostraca; Pollicipedomorpha; Pollicipedidae. Gene Ontology annotation, cellular component: endoplasmic reticulum. Gene Ontology annotation, molecular function: protein phosphatase 2A binding. The transcript has 7 exons. Gene Ontology annotation, biological process: negative regulation of phosphorylation.
CGUUUAGGGGGGUGCGUAAUGCAGGGCAGCGCCCCUGGGCAAACUAUUCGUUCGCAGUUUCCUGUAUUACGUCCACAGCUGGCAUAACAAAUACAUUGACAUGAGCGAAGGAGAUGAUGCCAGAAGUGCUGGAAAUCAUCCGUCAACAUUCUAUGGUGUCAACCUAGGUCUGCCUGAAGGUGCCCAAAGACCAGAAGAUGUUCCGCUGGUGUGCACCAGCAUCCAGGAGGUGCAGGCGGCGGUGCGCACGCACAAGACGGCCCGCUUCAAGCAGUUCACGUGUCGCGAGCUGGCGGCCGUCUACAGCGGCCAGAGACUGGAGCCGGCCGAGCCCACGUCGCCCGCGGCCGCGCCGGCCGCCGCCGCGGGCGGCGAGAAGCCGUCCCCCUUCAGGAACCCCACUCGGCCGGAGUUCCAGGCGUUCCGCUCGCUGGUGGAGCACGGCGACGAGGCGGCCGUGGCGGCGGCCGUCGAGCGCAACCCGCGCCUGCUGGUCAGUAGCGGCGACGCGCCGGCGCUGCUGCGCGAGGGGCCGCGCCACAACGCGCUUCACUUGGCGGCGCUGCACGGCCGGCCGGCCGUCUGCCGCCGCCUGCUGCAGGCCGUCGCCGAGCCCGGCUUCUUCCGCAUCCUCUACCCGGACGAUGAGCCCGAGGUGGCAGCCGCGCGCGCCAGGCGGGUCACCGACCUCUACCUGAACGUGCCGACCAAGGGCACGUACGAGACGCCGCUCCACCUGGCCUCCAAGCUCGGUCACGUGGAGGUGGUGCGCGAGCUGGUGCGGCACCCGGCCUGCAAGCGCGACGUCCGCAACAAGUUCGGCGAGACGCCCGAGCAGGUGAUCUGCAAGCAGAGCAAGGGCGGCGAGUCUGCGGACGCGGCGCGCCAGCUGGCGUUCUUGCUGCAGGACCCGUACUACGUGCAGGUGCUGGCAGACGCGGACGGCUGCGAGCCGCCCGUGCUGGCGCCGCCCUGCUCGCCACAGCAGGGCAGGCCAGUCGGGGAGUCCCCGGUGCAGAGUCCGGACUCCACAUGA